Messenger RNA from Botrytis porri, 3738 nucleotides. RefSeq lists its product as uncharacterized. The record is from RefSeq and is a predicted model, not a curated record. Lineage: Eukaryota; Fungi; Ascomycota; Leotiomycetes; Helotiales; Sclerotiniaceae. The transcript is spliced from 3 exons. Gene Ontology annotation, molecular function: DNA-binding transcription factor activity, RNA polymerase II-specific; RNA polymerase II cis-regulatory region sequence-specific DNA binding; zinc ion binding. Gene Ontology annotation, cellular component: chromatin. Gene Ontology annotation, biological process: regulation of transcription by RNA polymerase II; DNA-templated transcription. Bases 657 to 3623 code for a protein of 988 amino acids.
UUAAGGUUGGAGGUAGCCACUUUGUGGUAAUUUUACCGGACCUAUACUGGUGAGAGGUGCGGUACGAGCAAGCCUCGCAAGCAAUACAUUCUUUAGGUCAAAAGCCACUUGAAAUUUCUCUCAGUCACUGAAGAUAAAUUGAACGGUUUGAACGGGGUUUUGCUUAGGGGUUUAUGGUUCUAAUUAAAGGAUUGCGGAGGUUCCGGAUCAUACAAGUUAGUCUCUCCCGGUCAAGGGGAUACAGACCGGAAGGUCUUGAGGUCAGUGCCACUACUGAUCUACUGCUACUCCUUGUCGGGCAGGAGGGGCAAGUAGAGAAACAGAGUUUCUUAGGGUCUAGAUCACUUUGUUCUCGCAUGGUUAACUUCCUUUCAUAUAUGGUAGCGAAUCUAUAAUUGGGGAAGUUCUCAACUCUCUCAUGCAACAGCUGUCUCAUAAAGUUGAAGAUCGUUUAUUGGACGUGCGCUUGAACUUUAAACGUUCAUCGGCGUGAUAGGUAGGCUUUCACUGGUGAGCUUGGUCAAUGCGGCCACGCUUCCUAAGCUACUGAGCAGGGUCUAGGCCUCUUGUUGCUAUAUUCCGUCAAUAUAAACUGUUUUGUUCAAAUACACAUUGGGUCGCCGCCGUUGGUUGAACAUUCUUCCGAAUACUCAAGUAUGUCUGAUAAUGUCCACCCUUCAACACGCGGUGUCCACUCGAGUUUUCGGUCAGAUUCAACAUACGGCUCAGCAAACAUGGACGCUGAAGCUUCAAUUGCUCGAAAGAGCAGCCUUCCCAUGCCAACUUCCUCUUUUGGCUGUAGUCAGUGUCCUAAAUCAUUCAACAGGCGCGAGAAUUUGAGUCGCCACAUGAAAACCCACGAUGUUCCUCGGACUCAUAUUUGUCAAAUAUGUGAAAAGACAUUUACUCGCAGUGAUUUACUAAAAAGGCAUGAAGCCGGUCAUGAAAGAUGGGACAAGAAAGAACCAAAGUCUGAAGGUCGAAGGGGAUCGGUGAAACGAAGGAAGACUUCUGAAGAUCCCGAAAGCCACGAAAACAUUGAAAACUUCAAUCGGACGCCUACGAGUCGAUCAGAAUCGGCUCAUUUAUCUCCAUUGCAGAGUGGCCCAUCAUUUCUACCGGAAACGGUAACGGCAAAUUACUCGACUUCCUUUCAAGAGCCCACUGGGAUAAACAUACCGUUCCUCGAAGCGGCGCCUAGAUCAUUCGGGGCAGGCCAACGACUAAAUAUCAACAAUAAUGCACCCCAAUCAAUGCCAGUACUUGGCUUUGUACACCAAGAGACGCAGGUUUUCACGCAGCAAUACCGAGAUUCAUAUCAAGACACAACCUUGGAUCACCAGUUCCCUACGAAUCCUCUUGGUAUAAUGGGAUAUUCUUAUCAGAUACCCUUCAGUCAUACUUCCUAUUUGGAACCAGUGAACAGCGUGAUGGGAAAUGCGUGGGUUUCCAACGAGUUAUAUGCUAGCAUGGUUGAAACUGGGAACGAAUGGGAAAAUACUGGGAAGCUUUUCAAUCAAAAUGUUCCAGUUCCAGAUUCUAUACAGCAACAUUUUAGCAAUAUUAAACUGGACAGUUCAGGUUCAACUUCUACAAUGCCAGCUAGCGAGCCUGAUUUUGAAUACCAUCAACCUAAAAAUGAUAGAUUGGAUUCUCGGCCAACACGAUCUGCAAACCUCGCACGCGUCCCUUCACCGCCAAAUCUACCUUGGGGUGAAGAUAAAUGGCCUUCUUCAUGGAAUCCAAGCUUGGAUCCAAAUGCAAUGUUGGAAGCUGAUCCAGUUGAUCUACCAUUUGAUCAUCCUUUAUUUCAAAACCAUAACCCAAGAUAUGAUAUUUCAGAGUCAACAUAUUACAAAAUGCGAGAUUUCUUGACAUCUCCCGUUCACGAAGUUACUGACAGAAGACCACUCUUCACAAUGCCACCGUUAUAUGUGGUGAACAUCUUCAUUGGGCUUUACUUUAAGCAUUUCUCACACCAAGCACCUGUACUUCAUCAUCCUACCGUGGAUACCAAUCAACUUUCUCCGCCAUUAUUAUCUGCCAUGAUGAUUGUUGGAUCUACUUAUAGUCACCUUAAGAAUGGAAGACGACUAGCCAUUAUUUUAAUCGAAGUUGUCGGUUGGCAUUUGCUUGCCGCUAUUCGUCUAGAUAUGAGCUUGAUUCGAAAUCCUAUGACGAUUUUUACCGAAGCCUUACUUAUCCACAUGGGAUUAUGGUGUGGAAAUAAGCGUGCAUUCACCGUAUCCGAGUCUUUCAAAGGACAUGCUGUCUCCCACAUGCGUCGUUUAUACGAAAGUGAAAAAACAAAUACGCCAAAUAGAUAUUCGUCUGUGGAUCAAACAUUGAAAGAUCCCCAAGUUCGAUGGAAACGAUGGAUCGACGAAGAAUCUCUUAACAGGCUUUACUGGGUUGUCUAUGCAACUGAUCGCCAAUUCUCCGCGCUUUGGAAUCAAUCGUCAGCAAUGACAAUUGGUGAAUUGGUGGAUGUUAGCUGUCCUUGCGAUGAAGUCUUUUGGUGCGCCUCGUCUGCUAGCGAUUGGAACUUCGCGCUUGGGUCCGCGAAGCUACCACAGUCUUUAUCUUUUGCAGCUGCUGUAGGACCUUUUCUAUUUUCUCUCACCCCUCCCUCGCCUAUACCCCCCAUGGGUCAUUUCUCGACAGGAGAGGAGCCUAUAUUUCAACCCCAGCACAUUCGAUUACCGAAUCUUAAUUCAUAUACUGCGUUUCUUGUUCUGCUUGAAAUUCAACGUCAGAUAUUUGAUGCGUCACAAGAAUCUUUAGUUGCUAGCAAAUUCAUCAACAGUCAAAUCCCACCAGAAGUCUACGAAAGUUCACCCGGCCAUCAUCCUGCUUCAUCUCUCUCACAGGCCCUGAAAUCCCGCGUUUCUGCGAGGAGACAAGAACUAGCCUAUACGCUUAACCGCUUUUCGAAAACUUAUUUACGACCUCAAUUGACUAUACCUCACUCCACAUCUCAUAUUUUUCACCAAAUCUGUAUUGUUCAACACCAUAUCACAAGUCUUUUCCUCCAUAUUCCUUUCACAGAUCUAUUAAAUGCGGUUGGAAAAUCGAGUCAUGCGGGUAUUGCGCAUGCUCUAGAGAGACUAAGACUGUGGGCAAAAGAAGAUCCAGAAUUAGCUAUUGAUGUAGCUGUCCGAGCUGCUGUUGCAAUCAUGGAAUCAAAUAAAAAUCUUAAUGUGGAUGUGACCGGCCAAGAAAAAGAAAGCGCGGUAGCCAAGGAAACAAAAAGUGAUAUGAUAGAUACGGGGGUUUAUGGAGCCUCAUUAUUAAUGAUGACUCAUGUCAUUCUUUGGGCUUUCGCACAAGUUGCAGAUAAUAACCAAAAAGAUGGUCUGAUGAAAAGACUGAGAGGACACAAAAACACAGCAAAUGACGCAUUCUUGGAGAUAUUGGGGAGCGAAUUGAUGGAUGAGGAGGAUAGUGAGGAACUACCUGGCAACGGAAAAGGCGUAGACCCGGGAAGACCAAAAAGAUCGCUAUUUAAAAGUGCAGCAGAUACGCUGAUGCGGUUUGGCACUUGGGGAGUUGCGCUCGACAUGGCGAUGCUACUACGUUUCAGAGCGGAAGGGCAGGGCAGGGAGGGAAACAGGAGGCGAUGAAUUCGAAUAUAAUCUUCUGGUAUGGAUGAUAACUGUAUAUUAUACAAUUUAGACCAAAUGAGGGUCGAGUUAAGCUAUUUGACUUCUCUAACUUCUCGGGGGUCAUUGGAAGUUA